CUUCUGCUGUUUCUGGUGUCUUCUUCCCUCCUACCCACUUCUGUUAUGGUGUGGGAGACAAUGGGGGUUACUAUUCCCAGCUAUCCUCCAUGCCCUUGAAAUCAGAUGGGUCUCUUUGCAUCAUGGAAGCACUUAGCAGAUCAGAACAAGUAGGAAUGGUUCCAUCCCCAUCUCCAAAAUUAGAAGAUUUCUUAGGGAGUGGUCCAAACAUGGGGACCCAUCAUGAUCACUAUGGAAACAACAACCACAACCACAACAACAACAACAACAACAACAGCAGCAGCAGCAAUGAUAGGGGAUCAACAAUGGCUUUAAGCUUGGAUAGCAUGUACUACCACCAAAACCCAGUUCAUGAUACCACCCAAACCCACCCUCUACACCUCCAACAACACCCAUUUUUCCAACCACUGCAAGAAGGUGUGUGCUCUGUUCUGGGAGGCCAUGACAUGUAUCAUGCAUCACUGGUGGAGGACCCAAUGGUUGGCGAUAGCAACUGGGUUCCAAGGAGCUACAAUGGUGGGAGUAGUGGCAUAAAUGAUGAAGGGAGCAUGACAACUGGUGCUCUUGGUGCAGUGGCCUAUGGGGAGUUGCACCCCUUGAGCUUAUCCAUGAGCUCUGGUUCACAAUCUAGCUGUGUAACAGCUCCUCUGCAUGUAACUCCACCUACACCAACUGAUUACAUGAACUUAGAUGCAAGUAAGAGGAGAGGGGGUGGGAAAGGGGGACAAAAACAACCAGUGCAUAGGAAAUCUAUUGAUACAUUUGGACAGAGAACUUCUCAGUAUAGAGGUGUUACAAGGCAUAGGUGGACUGGGAGAUAUGAAGCCCAUUUAUGGGACAAUAGCUGCAAGAAGGAAGGUCAAACAAGAAAGGGAAGGCAAGUUUAUCUGGGGGGUUAUGACAUGGAAGAGAAAGCCGCGAGAGCUUACGACUUGGCCGCGCUUAAAUACUGGGGACCGUCGACGCACAUUAACUUCCCGUUGGAGGAUUAUCAGGAGGAAUUGGAGGAGAUGAAGAACAUGACCAGGCAAGAAUAUGUAGCUCACUUGAGAAGAAAAAGUAGUGGUUUUUCGCGAGGCGCUUCGAUUUACAGAGGAGUAACAAGGCAUCACCAACAUGGUAGGUGGCAAGCGCGGAUCGGAAGGGUAUCCGGGAACAAGGAUCUUUAUCUCGGAACAUUUAGCACACAGGAGGAAGCAGCUGAAGCGUACGACAUAGCGGCGAUCAAAUUCCGCGGGACUAACGCGGUAACCAACUUUGACAUAUCGAGGUACGACGUCGAGAAGAUAAUGGCGAGUAGCACUCUCCUAUCGGGCGAGAGCGCGCGGAGGAACAAAAGCAUUGAGGCUCAGAAGUGCGGCAAAGAUAAUCAUCUUCCCUUACUUGAUGAUAACAGUAGUAGCGGUUCGGAGUGGAAGAUGACUGUGUUUCAGGGAAACAACCAAACCCCUACGCCGCGCUCCGAGGAACAUACUAAUCAGGAAAGUCUAGAAGCUUCCGGAGAGUUCCGGAACGAGACCUUUUCGGUGCUCCAAGGGUUGGUUGGUAUUGAUGCAAUGAGCUCAGCAGCGCAAGUUGGUGACAAUGCGGAGAGCAGGGCUAAUCCGCAUUUGGUGAAUGAGUCACCGCCGAUGGCGAGUAUUGGCUUGGGCAAUUCGCGGGAGGAGAGCCCGGAUCGGGGCGGUCUCGCGAUGUUCUUCGCGAAGCCGACGGCCAAGAUCAUGAGCCCCACUCCAUUGAGCUCAUGGAUGCCUUCAACUCAGAUAAGGCCUAGUAGUGUUGCCAUGGCCCAGAUGCCACUUUUCGCCGCAUGGACUGAUGCUUAGAUGUUCGAAAAAGCGGAGGGGGUGGGUGAAAAAUUAGGACUUGGGGGGUGUUGCUUAGGUGUUUGGAGUUUAGAUUUAGUAAGUAUGGGAUCCAAAUUAAGGUGGAGAUUGCCUCUAUCCUUUUCCACUAUGUCAAAGUAGUUGUUCUUUGUUUUCAGCUGUUCUUUUUUUUUUUCUUUUUUUUUUCCUUUUUUGGGUGCUUUGGGGGGCUACUGACUAGUGUUGGGGCCUUGUGGGGAAGGGAUUUUGUAAUGCGGAGGCCAUGAUUCCACUGCCUUAAUUGGGUGGCUUAUUUCAUCUUUAAAUUAAGCGUUUAGUCUCCUCCUGUUUUUCUC
Ananas comosus (pineapple) is the source of this 2161-nucleotide messenger RNA. RefSeq names its product AP2-like ethylene-responsive transcription factor ANT. The transcript has 9 exons. Bases 90 to 1826 code for a protein of 578 amino acids. The record is from RefSeq and is a predicted model, not a curated record. Gene Ontology annotation, molecular function: DNA binding; DNA-binding transcription factor activity. NCBI's taxonomy places the organism in Eukaryota, Viridiplantae, Streptophyta, Magnoliopsida, Poales, Bromeliaceae. Gene Ontology annotation, biological process: regulation of DNA-templated transcription.